UUGUAAGUCAUCGAAAUACUCGCAUUGCCGGUGACAGUGACGUUCAUAUCAUCUUUCUCUUUUUAAUUCUUUGAUCUCAUGAAAUUAAAUUGUUUUGGAUUAUGAGAUCGAAGAAAAAGGAAUAUCCGCUUGCAUAACAUGCUAUACUUUAGUAUUUCCAUAAAUAUUUCCUCGUAAUUGUUGUCUUCCUUGAAUCCUUUCUAAAAAAAAUCUUCGGGACACGCGCGAUAAUGGAGGAACAAGAAUCUGAACCUACAUCUCCGAUUUCUGAAACUUCUUUCAAGAGAAUCGGUUUGCAACGCAUCGAUCUCGUAUUGGAUCAUCCUCAGAAAGUGUAUUACAGUGGUCACGAGAUUUCUGGGAAAGUUCAUCUGUAUCUUGACGAACCGAUUAACGCGAUUGGAAUCCGACUAAAAUGUAAAGGAGAAGCACAGGUGUACUUUACCGAUCGAUCGGCAGGAAUAAGACGCAAAUUCUCAUCUGACGAAAAUUAUUUACACGAAGAGAUCUACAUUGCAGGAGACAGAAACGCAAAAAAUACGAUAACGGGGGGCGUCUACCCGUUCAGUCUGACACUUCCGGAAAACUUACCGUGCAGCUUCGAAGGCCGCUACGGACGUGUGCGCUAUUCAAUUAGGGCAUUGUUGGACAUAACAAGCGUCUAUCGGUUUUCCACCAAUAUUAUUCCAUUCACCGUUGCACCCAUCCUCGACCUUAAUCGAGAUUCUCUCGCACCGCUACCCGUCAGCGAGAAGCAAUCUAAAAUUUAUAUGGGUCAAACUGAAUCACUUAAAAUGUCGAUGUCAUUGCCAGUAAGAGGUUACGUUCCAGGACAAACUAUACCGAUUCAAAUAUUGUUAAAGAAUUAUUCGAAUGUCGUUGUUAAAAAGCUACGAAUUGUUUUUAAAAAGGUAAUUAUGUAUCAUGUUACGGAAAAAUCUAGGAAGCAUAAAGAGAUAGUAGUUGAAAUCGAACAACCGAUCGACAAAAAUUGUAAAUCGUAUGAUAUCUUUUUUGAUGUACCCGCUGUACCACCGACUGGAAUGAUUCAUUGCAAUAUUAUUGACGUUUUAUAUACCCUUAAGGUAGAAGCUUGCGUCGAUGUGAGCGAAUGGUACUACAGAAUGUUUCAGAAAAAUUUAAAGCUACGAACGAACGUGAUAAUUGGUACAAUACCUCUUCAAAAUUAUGAAAAUCCACAAGGUACAUUUUCGUUACCUCUUGAUACAUUAUCAUCGAAUGUUUUAAGUACUCCGGAAGUAUCUUAUUUGAAUGAAGAUAAACCUUCAAUAAAGAAAAUAGAAGAGACGAAUCAAUCAGAAAUAUUGUUACCCAUCUAUGAGAAAAGUCAAAUAUAUCGAUCUUCGAAACCGGACCGAGACGAUCCCACGGGAGAUGAUGGUGAUAGUGAUGGAGAGGUCAAACCUUACUCUCCCGUAUACCGUGUGUACAAAUUCAGAAGUUUAAUCAAAAGGAAGGACGCUAACUAAAAAUGAAAGAAGCGCCAGUUAAUCGGUAAACAGUAGCCUUUGCUUCGUUGCUUUAUAAAGUCGACGUACAUACAUACGUAAACACGAUAUAACACGUUACAACAGAGAAGGGAAUAUAAAAUUUAUAACAAACCGUGUUCGCGAUAAUGGUUCGAUUAGAUCUCAAUUCUCUUUUCGUCUAACGUUGUCCAACUCUAUUGCCUUUUAUUAUUCUGCCAUCGAUUUGUUUCUCCGGGAAAUAAAAUACGUUGGUAAGUACAAUACGAAACGAUCAAGUAUUUUAUAUUUCUAAGUGCCGAGCAUAAAUAUACCCAGUGAAAUUUGGAAACCCUUUGGGACCAAACCACAGAGUCGUUAAAGUAUAAUUCUUCGAAAUUUUACGCAAGCUCAUAUUGUAUAAGAGUUAGAAGAAUUAUAAAAAUAAAAAUUAUAAAAAAUAAAAAAAAAUAAAAAAAAGUAAAAAAAGAAAAUAAAAAAACUUAACGUUUGAUAUCGAUGGAAACUUGUAUAAAAAAGAAAAAAGAAAGAAAGGCAAACAAACAAAUAUGUAUAAUCUAUAUGCGUAUACAUUGUACUAGUCCAAAUUGAAUAUAAAGAUUACAUCAGA
This is a messenger RNA of Vespa crabro (European hornet), 2097 nucleotides long. Its product is annotated as arrestin domain-containing protein 17-like. Gene Ontology annotation, cellular component: cytoplasm. Bases 231 to 1490 code for a protein of 419 amino acids. Gene Ontology annotation, biological process: protein transport. Lineage: Eukaryota; Metazoa; Arthropoda; Insecta; Hymenoptera; Vespidae. The record is from RefSeq and is a predicted model, not a curated record. The transcript is spliced from 8 exons.